AUGGUCAAUCCCACCGUGUUCUUCGACAACGCCUUCGACGGCGAGUCCUUGGGCCACGUCUUCUUCGAGCUGUUUGCAGACAAAGUUCCAAAGACAGCAGAAAACUUUCGUGCUCUGAGCACUGGAGAGAAAGGAUUCGGUUAUAAGGAUUCCUACUUUCAUAGAAUUAUUCCAGGGUUUAUGUGCCAGGGUGGUGACUUUACACACCAUAAUGGCACUGGCGGCAAGUCCAUCUGCACUACUAAGACUGAAUGGUUGGAUGGCAAGCAUGUGGUUUUUGGCAAGGUGAAAGAGGGCAUGAAUGUUGUGCAAGCCAUGGAGGGCUUUGGGUCCAAGAAUGGCAAGAACAGCAAGAAGAUCACCAUUGCUGACUGUGAACAACUCUAA
This is a messenger RNA of Carlito syrichta (Philippine tarsier), 387 nucleotides long. Its product is annotated as peptidyl-prolyl cis-trans isomerase A-like. Bases 1 to 387 code for a protein of 128 amino acids. Gene Ontology annotation, molecular function: peptidyl-prolyl cis-trans isomerase activity. The record is from RefSeq and is a predicted model, not a curated record. Gene Ontology annotation, biological process: protein peptidyl-prolyl isomerization; protein folding. NCBI's taxonomy places the organism in Eukaryota, Metazoa, Chordata, Mammalia, Primates, Tarsiidae. The transcript is spliced from 2 exons.